ACUCAAACACAGCCACACAACACUUCCUCAGAAGCAUAUCAGAACCUCCCAGCUAGCAAUGGCGAAGUGUCUUGCCGUCGCGCUCCUGCUACUGGUGGUGCUCGCGUCCUGCGAUGGGAGGGAGCUGAGCCAGAAGGACAGCGCACUUGGAGCGGCGCGUGGUGCCGGCGCCGGAGGUGGCGUCGCCGAGUCCAAGGCUUCUUCGGGUUCGGGGUUGCCGGACUUGCCGGUGGUGGGAACCGGUACCGGUACCAGUACCAUUAACGGCCCGCUGGUGGUGAUUCCUGGGGCCCCUACUCAUGCAUGAUCAUCUUGUGUGCAUGUGCUGACUUGCAUACAUACAUACAAGCUGAAGCUGAACUUGUGGGUUUUACUAGAUUUCUAUAGCCGGCAUCGCCCGGAAGAAAAACACCUGCGUUUCGCUCAUGUCCACGUUCCUCAAUGAGCGUUUGUAUCCGUUUUUUUUUUGAAGUUUAUAUAUACUGGUUCCUUGGUUUGCUACAUGUAACAUCAACGUAAUACAUACUCCUACUUUGUCAA
Hordeum vulgare subsp. vulgare (domesticated barley) is the source of this 540-nucleotide messenger RNA. RefSeq lists its product as uncharacterized. Lineage: Eukaryota; Viridiplantae; Streptophyta; Magnoliopsida; Poales; Poaceae. The transcript has a single exon. Bases 59 to 307 code for a protein of 82 amino acids. The record is from RefSeq and is a predicted model, not a curated record.